This is a messenger RNA of Triticum turgidum subsp. durum (durum wheat), 1104 nucleotides long. The record is from the annotation of a GenBank genome assembly. Lineage: Eukaryota; Viridiplantae; Streptophyta; Magnoliopsida; Poales; Poaceae.
AUGGGGAAAGGCCGGGCACCGUGCUGCGCCAAGGUGGGGCUCAACAGGGGCUCCUGGACGCCGGAGGAGGACAUGCGCCUCAUCGCCUACAUUCAGAAGUUCGGCCACGCCAACUGGCGCGCCCUGCCCAAGCAAGCAGGUUUGCUCCGGUGCGGCAAGAGCUGCCGCCUCCGGUGGAUCAACUACCUCCGGCCCGACCUCAAGCGCGGCAACUUCACCGUCGAGGAGGAGGAGACCCUCAUCAAGCUGCACAACAUGCUCGGCAACAAGUGGUCCAAGAUCGCGGCGUGCCUGCCGGGGAGGACCGACAACGAGAUCAAGAACGUCUGGAACACGCACCUCAAGAAGCGGGUGGCGGCCAGCGCCGGGGAGCAGAAGAAGGGCGGGGCCAAGGGCAAGAAGAAAACCACCUGCGCCGACGUGCCGGCGCCGUCUCCGUCUCCAUCCUCUUCCACAACCACCACGACCACCACCACGACCAACUGCUCCAGCGGCGAGUCCGGCGAGCAGAGCAACACCAGCAAGGAACUAGAACUAGAAUUGGAGCUGGAGAAGAUCGAGAUCCCCAUGCUGGACCUCGGCUUCGACCUCGACAUGCUGCUGGACACCGUCACCAACACGCACUGCCCGGCCAUCUCUUCGGCGCCGACCUCGCGCUGCUCGUCCGCGUCCCCGACGUGCGUGGUGGACGACGGCGCGCUGCUCGACCUGCCGGAGAUCGACAUCGUGCCGGAGCUGUGGAGCAUCAUGGACGGCGAAGGCGGCGCCGGCGCCUGCGCCGAAACGGCGCAGGUCCCGUGGAGCAAUGCGGCGCCGUGCGACGGCAAGGGACCAGAGGCGAGCGCCGCAACGGCCGACGACGAGGACGGAAAGGAGUGGUGGUUGGAAGAUUUGGAAAAGGAGCUGGGCCUGUGGGGGCCCAUCGACGACUACCAGUACCAACAACCGGACCCGCAAGGCCUGUCGGGUCGCGCGGACCCGCUCUCCGCCAGCGUGGACGACCCCGUGUCGUCCUACUUCCAAGCCGGCCCCGCCAGCGCCACGUCAACCAUCCAUGGGCCCGAAGCCUCUGCAGUUCUCACAGACAUCCCCAUGGGUCUAUGA